AACCUCCCCCUCACACUAAUUAAGCACAUUAGCACAAAUAGCUAAAUUUUAGAAUAUACUCUCUUUUCCCAGCGUUCCAAACCUCGAUUUAUAUACUGUUGGCUCUUUGGGCAAGUUGGCCUCAAAUCAUGGGCAGUUUGAAGUGCUUUGCUCUUGUUGCUUUACUCAUGUCAACCUCUGCAAUGGUGUCUGAAAGCCGAGUGGCAAGAAAGGACCUGGGCUUGGACCUUGGUGGCGUUGGAAUUGGUCUUGGUGCAGGGGUAGGCAUUGGACUCGGAGGUGGAAGUGGUGCAGGCUCGGGCUCGGGCUCUGGUUCUGGGUCUAGCUCAGGGUCAGGUUCAGCCUCUGCCUCGGGAUCAAGUUCUGGGUCAGGCUCGUCUGGCGCUGGGUCAGAAGCAGGCUCAUAUGCUGGAUCUUACGCUGGGUCAAGGGCCGGAUCAGGAUCAGGAGGCAAUCAAGGCUCAGGCUCUGGUUUUGGACGUGGUGAAGGUUAUGGCGAGGGUUCUGGCAGAGGAAGUGGUUCCGGUAAAGGUUCUGGUUACGGUGAAGGUCGUGGUUAUGGCUCAGGGUCUGGGAGCGGACACGGAAAAUAAAGUCGCCCCAAUUUGCUUGGAAUGAAAUGAAAAGAAAAACAAAAAGUUUCACCAUUUUAAGCAUGAAUAAAUAAGUAGAUGGUGAUUGUGACGUGCGUCUAUGUAUCCUUAUAUGAUAUAUUUAUAUGGAAAAAUAUAAUUGCAAGCAUACUUAUAUAUUAA
This is a messenger RNA of Carya illinoinensis, 755 nucleotides long. RefSeq names its product putative per-hexamer repeat protein 5. Bases 129 to 593 code for a protein of 154 amino acids. The transcript has a single exon. Lineage: Eukaryota; Viridiplantae; Streptophyta; Magnoliopsida; Fagales; Juglandaceae. The record is from RefSeq and is a predicted model, not a curated record.